Messenger RNA from Perca fluviatilis (European perch), 2778 nucleotides. RefSeq names its product Na(+)/H(+) exchange regulatory cofactor NHE-RF1-like. Gene Ontology annotation, molecular function: signaling receptor binding; protein-membrane adaptor activity. Bases 478 to 1539 code for a protein of 353 amino acids. The transcript is spliced from 6 exons. NCBI's taxonomy places the organism in Eukaryota, Metazoa, Chordata, Actinopteri, Perciformes, Percidae. Gene Ontology annotation, biological process: protein localization to plasma membrane. Gene Ontology annotation, cellular component: apical plasma membrane. The record is from RefSeq and is a predicted model, not a curated record.
AGUCUAAAUGGCAUUGGUAUCCAGCUUUAAAAACACAUUCUCUAUAACGUUAAAUAGUACACUGUAGUUUAGAUAUCCUAAUUAUCGGACAAAAGAGGCAGAGGACGUUAAACCCGUUACAGUUCUGCAGUCUGAACAGUAUGAACUUUUAUUUUGAAAAACCGAUGGCAGCGUUAUUUUGUUUGUCACUACCUCCGCUGAGCAGUGAGCACGGGACGUGUUCGGAUUGGAGGUGAAAGAGAAGAUUGCAACAUAGCAGCCUUUAAUAAGGGGAGGAUCUGUGCACCGAGCAGCACAGUGAAAGCGCAACAACAUUAGCAGCGGAAAGUUUACUGGGACUCAGUUCAGCGGAAGUGGAGCUCGAGCCAAGUCAGUUUUCGCAACAGGUGUCAGUAGUUGUGUGGCUCCCCGUUUCCAGCAUCCGAAGUGCUUCAGAAAAGUGAGUAGAACAAGUUUUCGUCGGUCAGAAGGGUAAACAUGUCAAACCUCCGACCCAGACUUUGUUUGCUGGAGAAAGGAUCCAGCGGCUACGGGUUCCACCUGCACGGGGAGAAGGGCAAGACCGGGCAGUUUAUCAGGCUCGUGGAGCCCGACACUCCCGCCUCCGCGGCCGGGCUUCUGGCGGGCGACCGCCUGGUGUUCGUGAAUGGAGAGAGCGUGGAGGGCGAGAGCCAUCAGCAAGUGGUCGCCAGGAUACGGUCCACAACCGGGGCUCUGGAGAUUAUCGUGGUGGACGACGAGACGGCUGAGUUGCUGAAGAAACACAACCUGCAGUGCCGGAAAGAGUUCGUCACGGAGGGGAUUCCCCUGCCCGGGGGGGACAGCGACUCUGACCGCGGGGACUCGCAGAGCAACGGCACCCCGAGAGAGUCCAGCCCUGCCCCGCCUGAGAACGGGGAUGCUUCCUCGGAGAGCUCGGACAGGUCGGGGAGGCUGAGUGUCAGCUCCAACACCAAGGAGGAGAGAGGCGGGCUGCGGCCGCGGCUCUGCCACAUGAAGAAGGGAACUAGCGGCUACGGCUUCAACCUGCACAGCGAGAAGUCCAAACCGGGCCAGUACAUCCGAGCUGUGGACGAAGACUCUCCGGCACAGAGAGCCGGCCUCCGGCCACAGGACAAGAUCAUCCAGGUGAAUGGCCAGUCAGUGAUUGGCCUGCAGCACUCUGAGGUGGUCGCAGCCAUCAAAGCAGGAGGAGACUCCACCUCACUGCUGGUGGUGGAUGCAGAGUCUGAGGAGUUCUUUAACAGAUGCAGAGUCUUGCCCACUGAGGCACACGUCACCGGACCUCUUCCUGAGCCAGCAUCAGAGAAGGAGGCGAAGCCCAAGGUGUCGGUGAGCUCGUCGGCCUCCAGUGCGUCCUCCACCGCCUCGCUGCCAGCAGAGGUGGAGCGGGCCCCCAGGGCGGCCCCAGCAGCUGACAGCCUGGGUCUGAGCAUGUCGCUGGCCGAGGCCAAAGAGAAAGCCCGGCAGAAACGAGCUGCCAAGAAAGCCCCGACCAUGGACUGGAGCAAGAGGAACGAACUGUUCGGCAACCUAUAAUCAUCUUCAUCUUCAGGUCCAUCCUGACCUUUUACCGCCCUGUGUCCGCUCGCUGGAUUUGGUUUUAACUUUGAUGAACACAAUGUUCAUUUAGAACAUUUUGAACUCAUCUUAAACAGUAUUAUUUGAUGAUUUUAUUUCUUUUAAUUUAGCCACUUUUUCUUUCUCAUGUUUUAAUAAUUGUUGACGUCACACACAGGAAUGAAUUUUAAUAUAUUAAGAAUCUUUUAAAGAGUGAAUAAAUUGUAAUGGACAGGUUCUCAAAUGAAAAGGACCAUUUAAGGAAUAAUGGGGCAUAGGGAAAAAUGUAUUCUUGGCAGAUUUUGAGUCAAAAUGUUAAAUCUACAGUUGGAACAAAUGUCAGAGUUUGAUGUCUGCAAUCAGCAACUAGAAUGAAAGAAUCUCCAUUAUCUCUGCUCAGUUAUCUGUGAAUCAUCAACGCGGAAUAACUCUCCCGAGCCCUUGUUGUCAGCAGCGUGUUAAAGUCUUCACAUGGUUGAAGGGACUUUGUAGAACGAUUAAAGCUCCGGUCUUAAGCCUGAUUUAUACUUUUGCGUAAAAUCUACGCCAUGGCUACACGACCCUACGCCAUAGCCUGACUUGCAGCUCUCGAAAAAUUGAACUACACGUCGCGGCAUGGUAGCGUUGCAUCCCACUCAUUUCCUCGUUCUCUUUCUCCAUAAACAUUUAAUCAAGGAGAGGGUUAACUUUUCCUGCUCCAGAUUCCCCACCUUGGUCAGAAAGAACAGGGGAGACAUUUUGUUCCUCUCACUAGGACUCUAGAAUCGCUACUUGCUCUCACACACUCCCCACACACAGGGCGGCCCUGCUAUUCUCUUAAAGAGAUCGACACACGCGCCAACGCACAAGUAGAAACUUCAGGCCACUUAACGUAGGCUAAGGAGAAAGAUCUGCGUGGAGCCUCCGCAGAAGCAUAAAUCAGGCCUUACUGCAAACAAUAUGUCACGUCUCUCCAGUUAUCUUUCGCGCCAGCGUUUCUCUCGUCAUCUUCUGACUCUUGGACUUUACAGAUUAUUUUUUCAUGUUGCUCUUGAUAGAUGAAUGUACAUACAGAAAUAAAAUGAUUUAAGAGAACAUGUUAUUUUGAGAGAAAUUAAGCUUCCUAGUAAGUUGUGUUGAUUCUGCUGAAAGCGGCAUCAGAAUGGGAGAAUGUGUGCAGGGGAACCGAUGCUGCAGAAUGAACUGAUGAGCAUUCACAAUUAUAACCUUUGGAUCAAA